AUGUGGUUCUGCAACUAUCCUGAUAUAAUCUCUGAAAUAGGCUUACCUGUGAGAAUACCUGAAAAAACACAUGACCAAACCUCAUCUUCUAAAAAUGCUGCACAGUCAACAUCAUCGGUAGACCCUGAAGGGCCUGAGCAGAGGGAGACAGACACAUCUGUGGAAAAUACUCUCCAAAGCAGCCAGGCAGCUUCCUUUGAUAACUCUUUGUCUUUGCAAAACCUCAUUCUCCAGAAAGAUGACACAACAGGCUUUUGGAUUCUGAAAUAUGUAUUUCAAGUUGACAUUUACAAUUUCAUGAAUUCUGCAUUUUCACCAAUUAUCAUGCUGAUAGAAAGGGUAAG
Molecule: messenger RNA, 344 nt
Organism: Dipodomys ordii (Ord's kangaroo rat)
Lineage: Eukaryota; Metazoa; Chordata; Mammalia; Rodentia; Heteromyidae
Gene: Mia2
Product: melanoma inhibitory activity 2
Exons: 3
Source: RefSeq, a predicted model, not a curated record